AUGCGUCCAGAAAUUGAACAAGAGCUCUCCCAUGUGUUGCUCACCGAGCUUUUAGCUUUCCAAUUCGCCUCUCCAGUCCGCUGGAUCGAGACCCAGGAUGUGUUCUUGAAGGACAACAACACCGAGAGGGUGGUGGAAAUCGGACCUUCCCCAACUCUCGCCGGUAUGGCCUCCCGUACUAUCAAGGCCAAGUACGAGUCCUACGAUGCCGCUUUGUCCCUCCAGCGUCUGGUCUUGUGCUACGCCAAGGACGCCAAAGAAAUCUACUACACCCCAGAUCCAGUUGAGGUUGAGGCUCCAAAGGAGGAGGCCGCUCCAGCUGCUGUCCCUACCACCUCUGCCCUUACCCCAGCUGCUGCUCCAGUCGCCGCUGCUCCAGCGGCUGCAGCUGCCGAGAUUCCAGACGAACCGGUCAAGGCCUCCCUUUUAAUCCAUGUCCUCGUUGCCCAGAAGCUCAAGAAGCCGCUCGACUCCGUCCCAAUGUCGAAGCCUAUUAAGGACCUUGUCGGUGGUAAGUCUACGGUCCAGAACGAAAUUCUCGGUGACUUGGGUAAGGAAUUCGGUUCCACCCCAGAGAAGCCAGAAGACACUCCGCUCGAGGAGCUCGCUGAGCAGUUCCAGGACACCUUCAACGGCCAGUUAGGUAAGACCUCGUCUGCACUUGUCGCCCGUUUGAUGUCCUCCAAGAUGCCGGGUGGUUUCUCCGUCACCGUUGCCCGUAAGUACCUUGAGUCUCGGUACGGGUUGGGUGCCGGAAGACAGGACUCUACGCUCCUUGUGGCGCUCACCAUGGAACCAGCUGCCCGUUUGGGCGGUGAAGGUGACGCAAAGACCUUCUUGGAUACCGUUGCUGCCAAAUACGCCGCUGUUGCCGGGGUCUCCCUCUCCUCCGGUGGUGCUGGGGCCGCCGGUGCCGCAGCCUCCGGUGGUGCUGUCGUCGACUCUGCCGCCUUGGACGCUGUCACCAAGCAGCAAAAUGCGUUGGCUAGACAACAGUUGGAAGUUCUUGCCAGAUACUUGAAGAUUGAUUUGAUGAAGGGUGAAACCUCGUAUCUCAAGGAAAAAGAGGCCUCCCAGGUCUUGCAGUCCGAGCUCGACUUGUGGAAUGCCGAGCACGGUGAUUUCUACGCCUCUGGAAUUAAGCCAACUUUCUCUGCCGCCAAGGCCAGAGUCUACGAUUCCUACUGGAACUGGGCCCGCCAGGAUGCUCUCUCCAUGUACUUUGACAUCAUUUUCGGUCGUCUUUCCUCUGUCGACCGUGAGACCGUGUCUCAGUGCAUCCAGCUUAUGAACAGAGCCAACCCAACCUUGAUCAAGUUCAUGCAGUACCACAUCGACCACUGUCCUACCGAGCGCGGUGAAACCUACCAGCUCGCCAAGAAGCUUGGCCAGCAGUUGAUUGACAACUGUAAGCAGACCGUCGGAUCCGACCCAGUCUACAAGGAGGUCGGCUACCCAACCGCGCCAAAGACCUCCAUCGACAAAAAGGGUAACAUGUCCUACGAGGAGGUGCCACGUUCACACGUCCGCAAGCUCGAGGAAUAUGUCUCCGAGAUGGCCCAGGGCGGUGAGCUCACCAAGCAAGUCGAGCCAACCAUCCAGGAGGAUCUUGCCAGAGUCUACAAGGCCAUUGGCAAGACCGCCGACUCCACCACCAAAUUGGAGUUGUCACAGUUGUACACCCAGCUCAUCUCCGUCAUCGAGAAGAGCGAGCUUGACGUCAAGCAGGCCACCAAGACUGUCUUAGAGCACUCUGACUCUGACACCGAGACCCCAUCUCCAGAGGACGACGCUGACGAAAUCGCGUCCUUGGCCUCUUACUCCCGUGUCGAGAAGCCAGUCUCCUCCACCAUUCCUCCAGAGACCGUGCCAUUCCUCCACACCAGAACCAAGGACGCCUCUGGUGCCUGGAACUACGACCGUGAGUCUUCUGCCUCGUUCUUGGACGGCUUGGAGAAGGGUGCUGUUAAUGGGUUCACCUACAAGGGCAAGUCUGUGCUCAUCACCGGUGCCGGUGCUGGCUCUAUCGGUGCCGAGGUCUUGCAGGGUUUGCUCGCCGGUGGUGCCCAGGUCAUUGUCACCACGUCUCGUUUCUCUAAGAAGGUCACCGAGUACUACCAGGCCAUGUACUCCCGCUUCGGCUCCGCCGGCUCCUCCCUUGUUGUCGUUCCAUUCAACCAGGGUUCCAAGCAGGACACCGAGGCGUUGAUCGACUAUAUCUACGACACCAAGAACGGUCUCGGCUGGGACUUGGACGCUGUGAUUCCAUUUGCUGCCAUUCCGGAGCAGGGAAUCGAGAUUGAUGGGAUCGAUUCCAAGUCUGAGUUGGCCCACAGAAUUAUGUUGACCAACCUCUUGAGACUCUUAGGUUGCAUCAAGAAGAGAAAGACCACCGAGACCAGACCAGCUCAGGUCAUUCUCCCACUUUCGCCAAACCACGGUACCUUUGGUUCCGACGGUUUGUACUCCGAGUCCAAGCUUGGAUUGGAGACCUUGUUCAACAGAUGGCACUCUGAAUCCUGGUCUGCCCAGUUGACUAUCUGUGGUGCGAUCAUCGGCUGGACUCGUGGUACCGGUUUGAUGUCCGGUAACAACUCUAUCGCCGAGGGCGUUGAGAAGUACGGUGUCCGUACCUUCUCCCAGAAGGAAAUGGCCUUCAACUUACUCGGGUUGUUGACUCCAGAAGUUCUGCAGAUGUGCCAGAACGCUCCAGUCAUGGCCGACUUGAACGGUGGUUUGCAGUACAUCGAGAACCUCCGCGACGUCACCAAUAGCUUGAGAUCCGACUUGAUGUCCACCUCUGAGAUUAGACGUGCCGUUUCCGUUGAGACCGCCUUGGAACACAAAUGUGUCAACGGUGCUGAUGCCGAUGCGCCAUUUGCCAAGGUUGAAGUCCAGGCUCGUGCCAACAUGAAGUUCGACUUCCCAACCCUCAAGAGCUACAGUGAAAUCAAGGCCAUGGCCCCAGAACUUGAAGGGAUGUUAGAUCUUGAACGUGUUAUCGUUGUGACUGGUUUCUCCGAAGUUGGUCCAUGGGGUAACGCCCGUACCAGAUGGGAGAUGGAAGCCUUUGGCGAGUUCUCUCUCGAAGGUGCCAUCGAAAUGGCCUGGAUCAUGGGCUUGAUCAAGUACCACAACGGUAACUUGAAGGGAAAACAGUAUGCCGGUUGGGUGGAUGCUAAGUCUAACGAGCCAGUGGAUGACAAGGACAUCAAGAAGCGCUAUGAGGAGACCAUCUUGGAUCACACUGGUAUCCGUUUGAUCGAGCCAGAGUUGUUCAACAGCUACGACCCUAACAAGAAGCAGUUAAUCCAGGAGAUUGUCAUCGAGCAUGACUUGGAAGCCUUCGAAUCCUCCAAGGAGACCGCCCAGCACUUCAAGCUCGAACACGGUGAAAAGUGUGAGAUCUUUGAGAUCCCCGAAACCGGCGAGUACACCGUCAAGCUUCUCAAGGGUGCCACCUUGUACGUGCCAAAGGCCUUGAGAUUUGACCGUCUUGUUGCUGGCCAGAUCCCAACUGGCUGGAACGCUGCCCGUUACGGUAUCUCCGAAGACACCAUCAACCAAGUCGAUCCAAUCACCUUGUACGUCUUGGUAUCUACCGUUGAAGCUCUCUUGAGUGCCGGUGUCACCGACCCAUACGAGUUUUACAAGUAUGUCCACGUUUCCGAGGUCGGAAACUGUUCCGGCUCCGGUAUGGGUGGUGUUUCUGCCCUCCGUGGUAUGUUUAAGGACCGUUUUGCUGAUCGUGAGGUCCAGAACGAUAUUCUCCAGGAGUCGUUCAUCAAUACUAUGUCUGCUUGGGUUAACAUGUUGUUGUUGUCGGCAUCCGGCCCUAUCAAGACUCCAGUCGGUGCUUGUGCUACCUCCGUCGAAUCUCUUGACAUCGGUAUGGAAACCAUUCUUUCCGGCAAGGCCAAGAUCUGUAUUGUCGGUGGUUAUGAUGAUUUCCAGGAGGAGGGCUCUUACGAGUUUGCCAAUAUGAACGCUACUUCUAACUCCCUCGAAGAGUUCGAGAAGGGUAGAACUCCAGCCGAGAUGUCCAGACCGGCCACCACCUCCCGCUCCGGUUUUAUGGAGGCCCAGGGUGCGGGUAUCCAGGUUAUCAUGUCCGCUGAGUUGGCCAUCAAGAUGGGUGUUCCAAUCUACGGUAUUUUGGCCAUGACUGCCACCGCUACCGACAAGAUCGGCCGUUCUGUCCCAGCUCCAGGUAAGGGUAUUUUGACUACUGCCCGCGAACACCACGGUGACUUGAAGUACCCAUCUUCCAUGAUGAACAUCAAGUACAGGGCCAGACAGUUGAAGAAGGCCAUCAGCCAGAUCAAGCAAUGGCACGAGGAUGAGCUCGAAGCGUUGGCUGACGAUUUGGAAUACGCCAAGGCUGAGUUUGGUGCUGGCUUCUCUGAGGCUGAGUACUUCCAGGAGAAGACCGAGGAGAUUGAGCGCGAGUCUAAGAAGCAGAUCAAGGCGGCCCAAAGGCUCUGGGGUAAUGAGUUUUACAAGAACGACCCAAGAAUCGCCCCUCUUCGCGGGGCUUUGGCCACCUUCAAUUUGACCAUCGAUGACCUUGGUGUGGCUUCCUUCCACGGUACCUCCACCAAGGCCAAUGACAAGAACGAAACCGCCACCGUCAACAAGAUGAUGCAGCACUUGGGUAGAACUGAGGGUAACGCUGUCUUUGGUGUGUUCCAGAAAUACCUUACUGGUCAUCCAAAGGGUGCUGCUGGUGCCUGGAUGAUGAACGGUGUCUUGCAGAUCUUGAACUCUGGUAUUGUUCCAGGUAACAGAAACGCUGACAACAUCGACCACAUUUUGGAGGAGUUCAAACACGUUUUGUUCCCAUCCAGAUCUAUUCAGACCGAUGGUAUCAAGGCUGCUUCCGUCACUUCCUUCGGUUUCGGCCAGAAGGGCGCCCAGGCCGUUGCCAUCCACGCUGACUAUCUUUACGCUGUCUUGGAUUCGGCCACCUACGCCGAGUAUGUCACCAAGGUUACUGCUAGACAGAAGCGUGCUUAUAGAUACCAGCACAACGCCAUUAUCCGUAACACCAUAUUUGUUGCCAAGGAACAUGCUCCUUAUGCCGAUGAGUUGGAACAACCAGUCUACUUGGACCCACUUGUCAGAGCUGCCGGAUCUUCUGAGUUGACCUUUUCUAAUAAGGCCAUCCAGGGUAAGGCUUACGUGUCUAACAACGCUGACAAGACCGCCAAGGCUCUUGCUGGGUUGAACAAGUCUGGUAAGGGUGUUGGUGUGGAUGUUGAGUUGCUUUCUGCUCUUAACAUUGACAAUGCAACUUUUAUCGAGAGAAACUUCACCGAGAGCGAAAUUGCUUAUUGUAACAAGGCCGCUUCUCCGCAUGCUUCUUACACCGGUACUUGGUCCGCCAAGGAGGCUGUGUUUAAGGCUUUGGGUGUCAAGAGUGAGGGUGCUGGUGCUUCGUUGAAGGACAUUGAGAUUUUCAGAAACGCCAACGGUGCUCCGGAAGUCAAGUUAGCAGGCGCUGCCGCCAAGGCCGCUUCCUCUGCUGGUGUCAAGAAGGUUAAUGUUUCUAUUUCUCAUGACGAGUUCCAGGCUACUGCUGUUGCUUUGAGCGAGUAUUAG
This is a messenger RNA of Babjeviella inositovora NRRL Y-12698, 5601 nucleotides long. RefSeq names its product trifunctional fatty acid synthase subunit (gene FAS2). Gene Ontology annotation, molecular function: holo-[acyl-carrier-protein] synthase activity; magnesium ion binding; 3-oxoacyl-[acyl-carrier-protein] synthase activity. The transcript has a single exon. The record is from RefSeq and is a predicted model, not a curated record. Gene Ontology annotation, biological process: long-chain fatty acid biosynthetic process. NCBI's taxonomy places the organism in Eukaryota, Fungi, Ascomycota, Pichiomycetes, Serinales. Gene Ontology annotation, cellular component: fatty acid synthase complex. The coding region runs from base 1 to 5601 and encodes 1866 amino acids.